CCACGGUGGUUUGGUAGUGGGGGGGGGGUCCUCACAUCGAGAGAGAGACAACCGAGGGACCGCGGAAGGGCUCUUCUGAUUGGCGAGCGUACUGCAAGGGGGCAGCGUCAGACAUGCAGACAGAAUGGACUCCACCGGCCACGUCACCCUCCCAGAAGUCUCCGCGGCGAACAUUCUUCAGGAGGAAGCACCGGGAGGACACGUGGCCCUCCGAGAGGGCCCUGCUCGGGCAGCCCGAAGCCGACCCUCCCGAGCCCCACCAGCGCCACCUCUUCGGAUGCCCCAUGGAGGGCCUCUGGGAGGAAGGGCUCGCGCCCCGGGCAAUCAGGGAGCUCCUAGGACGGCUCUGGCGGCGAGCCCCCUGGGAGCCGGGGGUGUUCAGGCGCAGCCCGGGAUUCCGCACCUCGCGGGAAAUCCGCAACAAGAUCAACGCCAACUCCCCAGCCGACCAAUGGGAGCACGGCUCGCCCGUCGCCCUGGCAACCAUCCUCAAGGAAUUCCUUCGCUCCGUCCCUGGAGGGUUUUUCCCUCGCGACAGCUACGAGCAGUGGGUGGCUGCCGUGGGCUGUUCGGACGAUCCCUGGGAACCAGAAGCCACCGUUCGGAGGAUUGAGACAAUGCUGUGCAGCGUGUCGCCCGAGCGUCGCGCUCUGAUUGGCUCGGUGUUCCGCCUGCUGCGCCGCGUCGCCGACAACGCGCACUGGAGUCACAUGACCUCGUUCAGCCUAUCGGUGUGCACGGCUCCCAGCAUGCUCUGGGCCCCCGGGGAGAUCGACCGAAGGCAGGAGGGCGACGUCAUCGACAAGAUCGUCGCCUUCGUGCAGUUUCUGAUCGACCACUGCCACGAAGUGUUUGGGGAGGUGGAUGCUACGGAUGACCCCAACUUCGACCUCCCAGACGAUGGGGAUCGCGGUGAUGCUCAAAGCAGCCACACGGCUCAUCACCACCACCAUCAGCUGAACGUCAACCUUCCACUCAUAGCCGAAUCUGACCUCCAACUCACUCCCGAUCCAAGCACUGAUAUCCAAUUGACUACUAAUCCAAACACUGACCUCAAACUCACCCCUGAAUUUACCACUGAUAUUCAACUCUCUCUUGAUUCAAACACUGACCCCAAACUCACUCCCGAUUUAACCACUGAUAUUAAACUCUCUCCCGAUCCAAAUACUGACCCCAAAAUCACUCCCGAUCUAACCGCUGAAAUGCAACUCUCUCCCAAUCCAAACACUGACCUCAAACUCUCUCCUGAUCUAAUCACUGAAAUUCAACUCUCUCCCGAUCCAAACACUGACCUCGGACUGACUCCCGAUCUAACCACUGAUAUUCAACUCAUCCCCGACCCACACACCGACCUCAAACUCGCCCCCGAUCGAAACGCCGACCUCCAAUUAAUUUCCCACCGAAGGACUCGCCUCAAAUUUCACCCCAUCCAAAGCGUGAAGGUGAUUGUCAGCGGCGAUCCAACUGCUCACAUCCCGUUCAGAUGCGAUCCAAGUACCGGUGUCCACUUUGACCCCAAUCCAUCGUCUGACCUCCAACUUAAUCGUGAUCUGAAAACUGAUGUAAAGUCCGAACACGGUCCAAGCACGAGCCUCAAGUCUGUGCAUGAACAAAACGUCGAGGUCCAACUCCAUUCUGAUCCAGACGCUCACCUCGGACUUGACCUCGCGCUUGAUUUUGAACGUGACAACAAGGCUGACGCCAAGGAACCAGACCCUGACCUGAACCUCGAGCUGUCACUCGACCCCGACGUGGAUAAAUCACCCCGGUUCGAAGCCGGAGGAAGCAUCGACCGUCGCCUCGACCCUGACUCAAACGUUGACCCCGCCGCUGACCUCGAGCCAGCGGCGGUGGCGAUCGCCGCUCGACGUCGCCCGGCGGACAUCGAGGAGAGUGCCGGAAAUUCCCGCAUCAGGGGCACCACGUUUACCAUCGGCGCCAAGUUGGGGACAUCCCUCGUAUUACACAGGAGCCAAAUCGCUCGUGAACAAGAGCCCCACGGAAACCGCGGGGCGGACGCGUCACGGUCCGCAUCGCAGGAGGAGGCGCGACGCUCUGGAUCGGAGGCCCAGUUCUUCGGAUCGCAGGAGGGGCGAAGCUCCGGAUCGGAGGUGCGGUUCGUCAGGUCAGAGGCGACGCGACGCUCCAGAUCAGAGGAGGCGCGGUGCUCCGGAUCGGAAGCGCAGUUCUUCAGAUCGGAGGAUGCGCGACGCUCCGGAUUGGGGGCGCGGUUCUUUGGGUCAGAGGAGGUGCGACACUCAGGCGACAGCAGGCGGCCGGAGCAGAGAGACUUCCACUGGGACUCGUGGAAUCCGAGGCAGCAGACGCGGCCGGGGGUGAUCCGAAAGCUCGUGAAACGCGGCAGGAAGUCCGCCCCGCAGGAAGUCGCCGACGGUCGCCGAGCGGAAGAAGCGGAAGCUGCGGCUGUGAAGGCUUCGGCUUCGUCUAUUCAUUCCCCAUUGGGUGUCAGACGAUCCACCAGUCCCGUUAACUUUUCUGUACCGGAAGCCCCAAGUGCCAUCCCGCGAUCGCGGCCUGGGGCCAUCAAAAGGGUCGUCCGCUACAUUGAGCACCGCGUGCCCAAGGGUCAGGGCAUCCCGCGGGAAGCGCGGUUCCCUCCGCCGCUCGUGCACCAUUCCCAACGGAGCAGUCGCCUCUCCAAGCACGAGUCCUGGCCCAGGGCCAAGGGAAGGCCGUCGAAGUCCGAGCCUUUCCAAUCGGACUUGAGGUGUUUGACGCUGCCCUUUCAGUUCUCCAGCCCGGAGGUGCGGGCUCCCGCCCCUUCGUCCCGUCCCGGGGCCAUCAGAAGGGUCACCCGUUACGUGACGCACUCCACUCCGAAAAAAAUCCACGAUGUCUCGUGGGAAGGUGACGAAGGUUUCCCGGAGGAGGUCGCAGGUACCCCACUAACGGGAGAGGCCCCUAGCUCGCGCCCGGAGAGCACCCCUCCGUUUGAGCCACGGGAAAUCCCUCGACGGCCCCCGAGCUCCCUCAUCUCCUCCGACUCCUCGGACGGCCUCCGGGUAAUGGUGAGGGUGGCGCGUACGGAGGGGCGCAGGCACCGGCCCGCUCCACUCGUGGCGCUGGGCCGCGGCGUGGUUCACGUGGCCAGGCCAUCGCCGCCGUCGGCGCGUGGCAGUCGCCGGCGGUCGCUCGCCCGCCGGUCGUUCACGGACGCCCGCUGCGCUCGCCUGCCACGCAGGGUCUGGCUGUAUCGGACCCUCUGAGCUGUAAGAGAGUGUGAUGCCGCACGCAUUGAGGCUGUGAGAGAUUUUGUUUUUUUUAUGAAUUCAAAGCUAGGCUGUAGGAGAGUGUUUAACACGCGUGUGGACUUCCGCGACCAGUAACAUAUAAGCUACUCAUAUUUCAACAUUCGUCUUCGAGGUGGUGGCUGGUCGGACGGCUCAAAUAAUUAGAAGGGCACUUAAUCUGAAAAUAAAUAUAAAUCAGCUUGUUAUCCAACAAUCCCAUGACAUAGCUUACGAGGGCAACCCUACACCGCAGCCCCACACUGCUGCUGCUGAUGAUGACACCCCGCCGUGGCUAGAAUAUGCUAACCACCUCACCUGGUAUACAGGAGGUCGUGGGUUCGAUCUCGACCCUGACACCUGCUGUAUAUUUGGAGUUUGCAUCUCUCUUUCCCGGUGGUCGCGUGGAUUUUUCUCCGGGUCCUUCGUUCAUUUCCCUUCCAAAUUUAUAGUCAAUGUCUCUACACGUUUAGAGUAUUUGGCUACUCUAUAUUUUUACGUGGUGAUGAUGAUGAUAAGCCACUUCGUUGAGCUAUCAUUUGUGAUGGUCAUGUCGCUUUUGAAAAAGAGCUGUGUAGCUCAGUGGCCCUUACACAAGUUAAAAUAGAAAUAUUAUCCAUAAUAAAUAUUAGCUAUAAUAAAUAUUAACUAUAAUAAAUAUUAGCUAUAAUAAAGGGAUUUUUGGAGUUUUUUUUUGUUAGAUCACGUAAAAUAUAAAUGUGUCGUUAAAUCCGUCACCACCACCACCACCCGACAUGGCCAAAGAGUAAAGGUUUAGUCAAUAAAACAAAACGUUGCCAAUUAGUUACGAGAUCGGCACUAAGCGAUUAUUCUGCAUUGGAGAGCGUAAACCCACAGCUACAUUGACAAUUCGAGUACACACAAAAUUAAAUCUUACUUAUGAGCUAAACAGAGAUCGGACGUCACGCGCAAAGGAUCGGGGUGAAUUUUACCGAAUUUUACCGGGUAAAGUGCAUAAUGAAGGUUUACGUUUUUUGUUGGGUUACAUCACGUAAAUUAUUAAUGUGUCAUUAAACCCAUCACCACCACCACCCGACACGGCCAAUUAGUAAAGGUUUAGUCACGUAAACAAAAGGUGGCCAAUUAGUUACCAGUUCAGGACACUAACUGGUUGUUGUGUUGGAGAGUAAACCCACUACAAUAUUUACAAUUAGAGUAGCUAGUGACAUUUCGCCGGUGAUUACAACAACAGCCAGCAUCAUUAUCAGGUUGACUUGCCAGUAUUGUGAAGAAAUUUUCCUGUGUUGUCAUCAUUAUUAUCAUGGAUGCCAUCCAGUGGCGUAGUAAUACAUUAUCACUGGCGUAGUAGCUACGUUAUCACUGGUGUAGUAACGGCAUUAUCAGUGGCAUAGUAACGACAUCAUCAGCGGCGUAGUAAUGACAUAAUCAGCGGCAUAGUAACGACGUUGUCAGUGGCAUAGUAACUACAUCAUCAGUAUCGUAGUAACGACAUUAUCAGUGGUGUAAUAACUACAUUAUCAGUGGCGUAGUAACUACAUUAUCAGUGGCUGCUUGCGUUGUGGCCGAAACGUCGCGAGAAUUGUAUUUUAUUAUGUUAUAUUUUUAUUAUUUCCCUUCUACGUGACUUUACCGAAAGAACCAAGAAGAUGAAUCCCUGCAGUCACGAAAGCUUUAAAUCGAAAUUUAGUAGUUAGCUCUUUGCAACAUAACGUUACGGCUUCGAUGAAAUGUAAAUGAAACGUGGAACGUAAAUGAAAGCAUUUUCGUCAAAAAAUAAAUUGAAACCGCGUUUUAAGUGUUCGUUUGUUGUUGUUGUUCUGUUGACGCCCAACGUUACUUCCAUGCAAAGGUUGUCUCGUGCGACUCAC
Lethenteron reissneri (Far Eastern brook lamprey) is the source of this 5098-nucleotide messenger RNA. RefSeq lists its product as uncharacterized. The record is from RefSeq and is a predicted model, not a curated record. NCBI's taxonomy places the organism in Eukaryota, Metazoa, Chordata, Hyperoartia, Petromyzontiformes, Petromyzontidae. Gene Ontology annotation, molecular function: GTPase activator activity. Gene Ontology annotation, biological process: signal transduction.